GUCAAAUCUUUUGACUGUUAGGUCGCCAUUUGCACACACACACCCUCUCAGCAAGGUCGAGCACGAUGCAUCUCAUGUAUACCCUGGACGAGCAGGGCAACAGGGUCUAUACGCUCAAGAAAAUCACUAAAGACGGCAAAGUCAGCAAGUCUGCACACCCCGCUCGCUUCAGUCCCGAUGACAAGUUUUCAAGACAUCGUGUGACGAUCAAGAAGAGAUUUGGCAUUCUCCCGACUCAACUCCCCAGCAAGCCCAUGUAAAACACACCAGGUG
Molecule: messenger RNA, 273 nt
Organism: Kockovaella imperatae
Lineage: Eukaryota; Fungi; Basidiomycota; Tremellomycetes; Tremellales; Cuniculitremaceae
Product: Nop10p-domain-containing protein
Exons: 4
Coding region: 66-260 (64 amino acids)
Biological process (GO): positive regulation of telomerase RNA localization to Cajal body; ribosome biogenesis; rRNA pseudouridine synthesis
Cellular component (GO): box H/ACA snoRNP complex; box H/ACA telomerase RNP complex
Molecular function (GO): box H/ACA snoRNA binding; telomerase RNA binding
Source: RefSeq, a predicted model, not a curated record